Messenger RNA from Nerophis lumbriciformis (worm pipefish), 2926 nucleotides. RefSeq names its product zinc finger FYVE domain-containing protein 1. Gene Ontology annotation, biological process: lipid droplet formation. NCBI's taxonomy places the organism in Eukaryota, Metazoa, Chordata, Actinopteri, Syngnathiformes, Syngnathidae. The record is from RefSeq and is a predicted model, not a curated record. Gene Ontology annotation, cellular component: lipid droplet. Gene Ontology annotation, molecular function: phosphatidylinositol-3-phosphate binding; phosphatidylinositol-3,4,5-trisphosphate binding; phosphatidylinositol-3,4-bisphosphate binding.
GUCAAACAACGUGCUUUUAUACCAUCGGAAUAACGAUGUCCGAAAUGCUGAUGACAUCCACGGAGGAAAUACCACUGUGCCCGGUGAAAGCAAACGAGCAUCCGGGCGGCGUACGGAGCUUCCUGUUGGUGGAUGACCAGGAAAACCUCCAGGUGAAGUUAGCUGACAAUGCUAGCAAUUAGCCGCUAAGCGAGAAAGCGACAAACAAACCAGUGAGAUGUUUGUUGUCAUUGUGUGCCUAUAUUGUUGACAGAAGUAUCACCUCGUCCGUACAAUACACGUUAAAACUAUCUCCAUACCUAACGUAGCAGUUGUGUGAGUAACUCUGCCAAGCUUCAACUGUGAUGUGCCUAUGAUGACUCCAUGGUCCACGAUGAGUCUGAUUUUGUUGAGAGGCUCAACUGUGGGGACGUCGGAGGUGUCAAAGUUAUCUCCAUCUUUGGAAACACAGGGGAUGGCAAGUCACACACCCUUAACCACAUCCUGUUCGGUGGUCAAAGUGUGUUUUAUACUUCCAAGUCCCCCAGCUCGUAUACAGUGGGUGUGUGGGCCGCCUAUGACCCUUCCCGUAGCCUGAUUGCCCUGGAUACCGAGGGCUUGUUGGGGGCCGCUGCCAAUCAAAAUCAGAGCAUGAGGCUCCUGCUGAAGAUACUGGCAGUGUCCGAUAUAGUAAUCUAUCGGACACGAGCAGAGCGCCUGCACAAUGACAUGUUCCAGUUCUUGAGCAGUGCUUCGGGGGCCUAUCUAAAGCACUUCACUCCUGAACUGAAGGCCGUAUCCAGACGCUGCGGGCUGGACGUGCCCCUCUCCCAUCUUGGCCCUGCCAUUAUUGUCUUUCAGGAGACAACACACACACAGCUACUGGGCGACGAUUCAAAAGUGGCAGGCCAUGCUGAAACGCAGCUCCAGAGGCGUUUUCAUGAACUGGGCUUAGGGACAGACGCCUUCAGCUCAGUACAGUACGUGGGUACCCAAACAAUUACGCCUCCUACGGAUUACAGCGGACUGCUGGACGCCGUCAUUCAACAAGUGAAGAACACUCACAUACGCUCGGCCCGACAUCCUGGCAUAGUGUUUCAUGCUCUAGAAGCUCUUAGUGAACGUUUUUGUGAUGAGCUCUCAGAUGACAAGAUGAAUCUGUACACCUUCUUCCCUGACGAGUACUUCACCUGCUCUGCUGUUUGCCUGAGUUGCAAUAUUCGCUGCAAGAAUGGAAUUAACCAUCUGCGAGACAGGGUUCCCCACAUGGCAGACGGACUGUGCCAGUAUGCACACCAGUACAGCAACAAAGUCCUUAUUUGUAAGCGGUGCUAUGAAAGAGGCAGAGAGGUGUUAGUUGUGCCUAAAACCUCUGCAUCCUCUGACAACCCAUGGUUUGGACUGGCCAAAUUUGCCUGGUCAGGUUAUGUGUUAGAGUGUGCUAGCUGUGGCGUCAUCUACCGCAGCAGACAGUACUGGAUAUGGAACCAAGACCCUGAGAGCAGCGUGAACCAAGACCCUGAGAGCAGCGUGGUGCGUUCUGAGGUCAAACAUGUUUGGGAGGGGUCGGACACCUUCCUCACCAACCACCAGAAUGCAGCUCAGAGAGUCCUGGAUGGGAUGAACUAUGUAAUCCAGUCAGUGUCGGAGUACAGCACCGGACCAACCAAAACUGUCACAGCCUGGCUCACCGACCAGGUCGCGCCACUGUACUGGAGACCCAACACAGAGAUUAGGGCCUGUCAUGGCUGUCACAAGGUGUUUGAGGAGGCAGAGCGUAAGCACCACUGCCGGUCAUGUGGGGAGGGCUUCUGCCACUUGUGCUCCAGCUACAGGAUCCCAGUCCCAGAGAAGGGCUGGGGAAGCAGCCCUGUCAGGGUGUGUAUGGCCUGCUAUCAACAGGGAGGACCACCUGAAACCAACAAUCAGGUGUGUAAAGUGGAGCCUCGUGGUCUCAUCGCUCGCAGGGUGGCAGAGGUGGCUCAGUCUACGUUGGACAUGGUCAGCACCGCUAUGGACUAUCCUCUCUGCUUUGUAAAGGACGUAGCGCGACCAGACUACUGGGUUCCAGACCAGGACAUCACUCAGUGCCAUCAGUGCUGCAAAGUCUUCACCCCAGUUAUGUCCAAGCACCACUGCAGGGCCUGUGGUCAGGGUGUGUGUGGCCCCUGCUCCACACACAUGAAGCCUGUCCCCUCCAGAGGGUGGGACCACCCUGUGCGUGUGUGUGACAGCUGCAAAACCCAAACCGAUGGUCUCUAAACUUUAAAUCCCGAAUGGAUCUGAAGGUAUGACAACGGGUGCCGGCCACGUGUUCCUUACCUUUUCGGCCUUUUUUUCUACCAUCCUGCUUGGUUUAGUAGACAAUAUGGUGGUCUUCAUUUUACUUGGGGUUCCAACACACUGAAGCCCUCCACAAAGUGACCUGUGGUGUCAAACAAUGAACCAGCAGGAGAUUUUCUGCUAGAAUAUUUUGAACAUGUUUUUUCAAACACGACGGUGACUUUAGAGUACCUUCUCAUUCUGUCAUGAGCAAGCUUGUUUUUAGCUCACCAGACAUCUAUCUAACAGGAAUAAAGGUAAGGAUGGAGGCCAGUACAGUUUAGUCACUGCAAAGAAUGUUUAUGCAUCACAGAUUGGACACGUUCAAAUGUCCAGCUUGAUUUUGGUCCGUUUUAUAUGUUUACAGUAAAUAAACAAGGUUGAAUUGUCUUAUAAAUAACUUUGUUGCGUGAUCAUAAAUACAUUUAGUCAUGCAACAUUCUUAUGGCACAUUGUUAGCAUCAGUGACGUGCGGUGAUGUUCAUGACUGGUGAGGCACUGACUUCAUCACAGUCACAUUUACAAACAACAAAGAGUAUCUUAUUCACCAUUUGAUUGGCAGCAGUUAACGGGUUAUGUUUAAAAGCUCAUACCAGCAUUCUUCCCUGCUUGGCACUCAGCAUCA